This is a messenger RNA of Volvox carteri f. nagariensis, 2397 nucleotides long. RefSeq lists its product as uncharacterized. NCBI's taxonomy places the organism in Eukaryota, Viridiplantae, Chlorophyta, Chlorophyceae, Chlamydomonadales, Volvocaceae. The transcript has 9 exons. The coding region runs from base 121 to 2397 and encodes 758 amino acids. The record is from RefSeq and is a predicted model, not a curated record.
CUUGUUAUUUGCAAAUACGAUGCAGGAAACGCAUUGCAUUUCACUUCAAAGUUUGUGAGUACCCCGUUCUAGCGGUUGUUCCCGUUAAGCUAGGGCCGGGGGGCCAAACUUAGCGGAACCAUGGCAACAAAGACGACCCUGAAGCUCCCGAGGUUACGGACAAAGGAGGAACUGCUCAAGACGUCGCCGGAGCUGUGCAAGCUUCUAGGCGAGGACAGCGACGAUGGACGCAGCAUGUCGCCAUUCACAGGACCACCUCCUGCUGUUGCACCUGCAAAGCCCUCAUCACGCGGCCUUCCGGCCGUGCCAGCAAAGGUGACAAAGACGCCGGGUAUGGACACGCCUCGAGGACUGGGAGAAGAGGAGCUAACAGAGGAGGAAUUAUUGAAAUUGGAGCUAGAGAAAAUUAAAAAUGAACGGCAGGUGCUUCUGGACUCUAUCAAGCUUGUCAAGGCGCAAGCAGGCACUGCCGGCGGUGAAGCGCAACAGAAUGAUAUCAAAACACUGCGAAGGGAACUGGAGCUCAAGAAGGCCAAGCUCAACGAGCUGCACGAGGAGGUCCGGCGCAAGGAGUCCCACUACAACAAAAACCGCGACACCAACACGGACUGUGCACGCCUAACUCCAGGAGAGCUGAGCGAGGAGCAGGCGUAUAUCCAGCAGCUACAGGACGAGAUGAAGCACAUUGACGAGGAGCUGGUAGAGGCAGAGGCUAAAAAUCGACUGUACUACCUGUUAGGGGAGCGAACACGCCGCGAGCACCUGGCGAUGGACAUGAAGGUCCGCGCCUCACAGCAGCUGAAGAAGGAUUCAGCGGAUGACUUGUACACGCUCACAGCACACUUUAACGAGACACGGGCGUCCAAGGAGCAGGCUGAGCGGGAGCUGGCCCGCAUGAAGCGAAUGUUGGAGGAGACGCGCAUGGAUUGGCAGAAGAAGCUGCGCGAGCGGCGGCGUGAGGUCCGUGAGCUUAAGAAGAGGCAGCAGAAGCAGCUCGAGCGCGAGCGCAAGUUGCGUGAAAAGCAGCUGGAGCGCGAGCGGCAGGAGCGGGAGCUGCAAUCCAAGCUCAAGAUGGAGCAGGACGCCUACGAGAUGCGCGUGGCGGCUUUGGCGCCAAAGGUGGAGGCCAUGGAACACAGCUGGAACCGCAUUCGGACUAUCAGCGGCGCGGACACGCCCGAAGAGGUCCUGGCGUACUGGGACGGCCUCAAAGCCAAGGAGGAGCAGAUGCGGCAGCUGGUGUCGUUGGCCGAGCAGCGUGAGGCCUCCGCCAAAUCCGAGAUUGCUGCACUGCUGAGCAACCGCUCCGGCAUGUACGAGAAGGACUCGGCGGUCGCACCCGACGUGGGCGCCGGCAGCGCAGAACGUGCCAGCCUUAUCGGCGAGGUGGAACGGAACAUGGAGUCCGCCAAGGCCAAGUUUAACAAGCUCCGCUCCGUCUGCAUAGGUGCGGAGCAGGGCCUGCGUAGUCUGCUGGAGCGGCUUAUGAUUGCGCUGGAGGAGAUUCAUCCCGACCAGCUGCGCGCCUCGCAACUCAAGGGCGCCGGGCACGACGGCAAGGGCGGUGGGUACCGCGGCAAGGGUGCCAUCGCCGGUGGCGCAGGAGCUACUGCCAGCGGGCGACGGCAGUCGGCUGUUCACACGCCAGACCGCAAGACUCGCGCCCCUGGCUCGCGCAGCAGCUCGCCGCCGGUGCCUCCCCACUCCACGGGCGAGCUGGGUGCCGUCAAGCCCUCGUCGCCGCUGCACACGCUGGGGCCAGGCGAGUCGGAGCCCAUUCCGGAGGGUGCCGCUGACGAGCUGGGUGACCCAGAGCUCAGCUCGCCACUGGGAGUGGAGGGCAACACCAUUGACGAUGACCACUUCUUCCCAGAGUUGCCCGACUUGCUGACAAGCGUCACGGAACGGCUCAACCGAGUGCUGGUGCUGGGGGCGGAGCUGGACGCCGUGGAUGCGAAUGCGGAGGACGAGGGUCUGCUGGUGCCGGCCACGAUACCGUCCGUCACGGAGGGUGUUGAGGCGCCACCGUCGCCGUCGCGUGGCACAGAGGGCCUCAGCGAGAGCGAGCGCACGCUAGUCAAGGGCAUGAACCGCCGCACCUGGACAGGCGCGCCUCUGCUGGAGACGAUCGCGGCAAACCCUAUGGAGGCAGCUGCCCCCACCAACAUCAAGCGCAAGAAGGGCAAGAAGAAGGAGCAGCAGGUGCAGCCCGACCUCAAUCGCAUCUUGGGCUACACGGGGAGUGACGUGGAGGAAGAGGAGGAGUCCGAGAGCGAGGAAGAGACGGAGGAGGAGGGCAACAAGGACGAUGGCGUGGUUGACCGGGACUACAUCAAGCUAAGGGCCCUUAAGAUGAGCCAGCGGCUAGCCAACCAGCAGCGGGCCAUCAAGGUCUGA